Homarus americanus (American lobster) is the source of this 1508-nucleotide messenger RNA. RefSeq names its product translocator protein-like. The transcript has 4 exons. The coding region runs from base 1 to 612 and encodes 203 amino acids. The record is from RefSeq and is a predicted model, not a curated record. Gene Ontology annotation, cellular component: mitochondrial outer membrane. NCBI's taxonomy places the organism in Eukaryota, Metazoa, Arthropoda, Malacostraca, Decapoda, Nephropidae.
AUGUUGGAAGAUGAUGACAUCAGUGAGCAGCGAGGUGUUACAGAACAACAAGAGCAGAAACUAACACAUGCUGAUGUGAAGGAGGACAUCAAGUUAGCUGAGAGAAUGAAGUUCAUCCUUGCUAAAGACCCAGUCAAUCACCUCUACAAAGUGUCUAAUAACCUUCUGUUGCAAUCCCUGGAGCCCUAUCAAAUAGAAAAGCCUAGUUGGCGGCCACCAAACUGGGCUUUUGGCCCAGCAUGGACAUAUUUGUACUCUACCAUGGGUUAUGCAUCAUACCGUGUGUGGUUGGAGUUAUACAAGCCUAACCUCCUCGCACUGGCAGACCUACCUCUACCCCUCAAGUUAUUUCUUUUACAAAUUCUGCUGAAUUGGUUGUGGACACCCAUUUUCUUUGGCUUGAAGAAAGUUGCUAUGGCUGUGAUUGAGAUAUGUCUUCUAGAUGUUGCAGUAAUAAUGACCAUGUUUGCAUUUUUGGAGGUUGAUAGCCUGGCAGGACUACUAUUUCUACCAUAUCUAGCCUGGCUGACUUUUGCCACACUUCUCACAGUCUCUAUUUGGAAGACAAAUCCACAGUGGUGCUAUGGACCCCUAUCUUCAAAGGAAAAAUAAUUUUUAUGACAAAGGGAGACCUUAGUCAUGAAUUAAUUGAUGUUGCUAAAAUGAAAGAACAAGAAGAAGGAGAAAAGAAAUACAAAGAAAUGAUGAUCCCCCAGAGGGCUGACCUCACACCAACUGGACAGAGCAUGAGAAUUCUUUUUCGAAGAGUAAGGAAGGCCUGCUGGACUACCACCCCACAACCUCUUAACGGAAGCACGAUGCUUAUCACUGCUUGCUGGCCAAAUAUUUUAUUAAUAAUAUUGAUGUUAUUUUGAAGGGAUAUCCUUCCUUCCUUAGGCUUUAGUAAGCCCCUGUAUAUUACAGAUUUUAAUUUAUAUGUACAGUUGCCUCCAUUUAUAACGAGUACAGCUGCUGCCGUGUUUUGUGAAAUUUGGCACCACUGUGUUUGUUUACGUCAUUGGAAAGCGAUCAGUAUUGGCAGAGUUUCCCCCGCUAUAGCAACCAGAAUAAGAGUAGUAAAUUAGCAGUCAUCCUCUAUCUUUAAAUGCACGCAUUUCCUGUAUGGCUAUAGUUAGACGCUUGUCUACACAUCAUAAUCUGUACCUCUUGUAUAGGGAUGUUAAUUGCUCCUAUAAAUGUAAAGUGUCGUGGUAAGGGCUAAUCACCACUCCAUCGUAAUACCUGAGGACGUCGGGCGAGGCUAGGGCCAGCCUAUUCUUUGGUCUACUGUGCUGUAUCAACAUGUAAUGAUAACAUGCAUAGACUACUUCAUAGUUAAAAGGCUUGUUGGCAGUAAUAUGCUACUGUUAAUUGUAAGGUUCACGUCAUGUCUACUGAUGAGAGCUGUUACUAUGUGUGUUAAAUGUCAGUUUAUUAUAACCAACAUUCAUGACUAAGCAUACUAUCUUAGAAUGAGUUGGUAAAAGUCCAUGCAAUGCAUUACUGCC